This is a messenger RNA of Cicer arietinum (chickpea), 2099 nucleotides long. RefSeq names its product NAC domain-containing protein (gene NAC45). Gene Ontology annotation, biological process: regulation of DNA-templated transcription. NCBI's taxonomy places the organism in Eukaryota, Viridiplantae, Streptophyta, Magnoliopsida, Fabales, Fabaceae. Gene Ontology annotation, molecular function: transcription cis-regulatory region binding; DNA-binding transcription factor activity. Gene Ontology annotation, cellular component: nucleus. The record is from RefSeq and is a predicted model, not a curated record.
GUGAGUGAAGAAACAAACAACUUUUCCUUUAUUCAAUUUUUCUCUCUCUCACUAUCUUCAGUUAAAGACUAAAAAAGUAGAGAGCAAAUUCUGGUGUUUUAUUCCAUGUUUAAAGCACCUUAGUUUAUAUCUACUACCCUUCCAAUCUUAUUCUAACACUUACAAUUUCUUCUCUCUUUUUCCUUCAUUUCAUAAUAUUAAUUUUUCUUCACUUUCCUUGGAUAUGCUAAGUUGUGUUGGAUUAUUUUCAAUAGAAGAAGAGGUUAUUAUUAUAUUAAUAAAGUUUCAUCAAGAAAAAAGAUGAUGAAUAAGAUGAGCAACGUAACUUGCUCUGAUCUAAUAGAUGCAAAGCUUGAAGAACAUCAAUUGUGUGGAUCCAAACAGUGCCCUGGUUGUGGACACAAGUUUGAUCAAGGUGGCAAGCCGGAUUGGCUAGGUCUACCAGCAGGAGUGAAAUUUGAUCCAACAGAUCAAGAACUCAUUGAACAUCUUGAAGCCAAAGUUGAGUCCAAAAAUAAUAUCAAAUCACACCCUUUGAUUGAUGAAUUCAUUCUCACUAUUGAAGGAGAAGAUGGUAUUUGUUACACCCAUCCUGAAAAACUCCCAGGUGUGACAAGAGAUGGAUUAAGCAGACACUUUUUCCAUAGACCAUCAAAGGCAUAUACAACAGGAACAAGAAAAAGGAGAAAAAUUCAAACAGAAGAAUGUGACAUACAAGGAAAUACAGGAGGAGAAACAAGAUGGCACAAAACUGGUAAAACAAGACCUGUUAUGGUGAAUGGAAAACAAAAAGGUUGUAAGAAAAUUCUAGUCCUCUACACUAAUUUCGGGAAGAAUCGAAAACCUGAAAAGACGAACUGGGUGAUGCAUCAAUACCAUUUAGGACAACAUGAAGAGGAAAAAGAAGGUGAACUUGUUGUGUCAAAGAUAUUCUAUCAGACUCAACCAAGACAGUGUAAUUGGUCUGAUCAUAAAAGUGUUACAAAUAUUAAUGGUGAAGCAAUUGAAGGUAGAAGAGAUAGUGGAAGUGGAAGUUGUUCUAAUUCUUCUAAGGAAAUUGUUCAUCACAUUAAUCAUAAUCAUAGAGAUGAAAUGUCUGCUGUUCCAACUCCUUUAACAAAUUUCACUUCUUCCUUGGAUAUUCAACACCUUAAAAAUGAUCAUUUUGGAUUCAUUCCUUUUCGAAAAAGCUUCGAUGAGGUUGGAAUAGGAGAAAGUUGUAGAGGAAGAGAAAUUCAACAAGCAUCAGGAAGAUGUGAUGAACAUGAACAUGAGCAGAUUAAUGCAACCACAUCUUUCCAUAUGAGUAGGCCUUCCAAUCCAAUCUCAACUAUCAUAUCUCCACCACCUCUCCACCACACUUCCAUCAUUCUUGAUGACAAUUCUUACCAUGUCUCAACAAUAAUGCUCCAAAAUGAUCAUUUCCAGCAGCAGCAGCAGCAGCAUAAAAUAGGUGGAAGUGGAAGGUCUGCUUCUUGUUUGGAGGAAGUCAUUAUGGGAUGCACAUCAUCUUCUUCUGAUAUCAAAGAGGAAGCAUCAAUCACAAACACACAAGAAGCUGAAUGGUUGAAAUACUCAUCUUACUGGCCAGUUGACCCUCACAAUCCCAACCAUCAAUCAUGACUCACUCAGACAAAAUCAUUCAUGCUUCAACCAUACCUCAACUAUUCAUCAUCAUAUCAAUAUCAUUUUCUUCUUCAUUUCUUUUCCAAUCACCUACCUAUACACUUCGGUGCUUCUCAUUCUCACCAUCGGAACAACAACAACAACUUGGAAACAAAGUCACAAAGAACAAAAGGGAAAAGAAACAAAAAAGAAAAAGCUGCUCUCCCUCGUGACAUCACAUUCAGGGAGAACGACCUAAGACUCUCCAAACUUUAAAUAUUGCAUUGCAUGAAAAUCAUCACUACAUUACUAUUAAUAUUAUUAUUAAGAUCUUUGUAAUUUUACAUCAAAAAAAUAGUUUAUACACCAAUGAGUUUGUGCAUAUUGCAAACAAUAUGUUGUUGCCUUUUAUUUAUAACCAUAUAUAUGUUGUUGAGUUAAUUAUGUAUUCUAACAUUCUCUACACCAUCCAAACAUCUUUAUGAUUGGACAAA